CAAAAUUUUUCCCUUAAAUUCGUCAACAAAAUGUCUUAUUCCUUCCAUCAAAACAUCAAAUUCCACAAUUACAUCAGCUCCAUACAAAAAGUUGUCGUUUACGAGACACGGGCGCGUCUCUAUCUCGUCGGCUCGAACAACAAAGAAAGUCGUUUUCGUCUUCUGGAGAUCGACAGAACGUCGCCCGACCUGAAAUACUUUGAGCAUCAAGGCGAAUUCGAGAAACGUGAAUUGGUUCGCUUGCUUCCGUCAAAUUUGAAGGAUUGCCGGCCCAUAAGUGCAUAUGGGGUUCUCGGAUUUGUUCGUUUCACGAGUUGCCAUUACCUGAUUCUCGUCACAAAACGAACAAUGUGCGCUCUGAUUGGCAUGCACAUCAUUUAUACGAUCAAGGAUACGGUCAUGAUCAAAAUUAACGAGGGACGAGGCGUCGGAAUGAAUCCAAUGGAGCAAAAAUUCCUGAAACUCUUCACGAAUGUCGAUAUGAACAGCAAUUUUUACUUUAGUUACAGCUACAAUUUGUCGCGAACGUUGCAAUAUAACAUGGCGCCGCCGCGAUUCAUCGAGCCGGAUGGGCUUUCGCGGCAAAAUGUCGACGGAAUUGUUUGGGAAUCGAUGGAGGCAAAGUCGCGGAUGGAUUUUUCGGUGCGCGGGACUUCGAGAAAACGCUUCAUUUGGAAUGAGUUCUUGAUGCAACCCGUUAAAGGCAAAAUUCAUCCAGAUUGGCUGCUUGAAAUCACUCACGGGUUCGUUUCGCAAUCGCAUAUCAGCAUUUUUGGACGUCCCAUUUACGUUUGUCUCAUUGCGCGUCGCAGCAAUCGUUUCGCAGGCACGAGAUUUUUGCGACGCGGCGCUAAUUUUGUCGGCGAUGUCGCCAACGAAGUCGAAACGGAGCAAAUUGUCACGGAUGGCGCUCGUUUAUGCAGUUUCGUGCAAAUGCGAGGCUCCGUGCCGCAUCGAUGGUCCCAAGAUAUCAGCAAAAUGGUGCCAAAACCCCAAAUUAUGAUCGAUUUGUCGGAUCCGUAUUCCGAAAUUGCCGGCAGACACUUUCAAAAGUUGUUUUUUCACUACGGAGCGCCAAUUAUUUGCUUGAAUCUCGUGAAAAAACGCGAGAAACGCAUGCACGAGAACAUUUUGACGAGCGAAAUGGUCGGAAGUAUCAAAUAUUUGAAUCAGUUUUUGUCCGUGGAUCAUCGCAUCAAGUACAUUCACUUUGACAUGGCGAAGAGGAAUCGCGAUGGGAAAGUUAUGAAAUCGCUUGCGGAUAUUGCGGAGAGGGUUAUUCAACAAACGGGGAUUUUUUUGAAGAGUGAGGAGCAGAAUUUGUUUCAAACGGGCAUUAUAAGGGUGAAUUGCGUGGAUUGCUUGGAUCGAACAAAUACGGCGCAGUUUUCGAUUGGAAAAUGCGUUUUGGGACAUCAAUUGCACAAAUUGGGAUUUAUUAAUUCGCCAAAGUUGGAAUUUGAUUCGGAUUGCAUCACGAUGCUUGAAAGUUUGUAUGAGGAUCAUGGAGAUACGCUUGCUUUGCAGUAUGGGGGAUCGCAAUUAGUUCAUCGCAUCAAAACUUACCGAAAAACUGCUCCAUGGACAUCGCAAGGCAACGACAUCAUGCAAACUUUGAGUCGAUAUUACAGCAAUACCUUCAGCGACACCGAAAAGCAACACAGUAUCAAUUUAUUCCUCGGAUAUUACGUCCCGAUCGACUUUAGUGCGAAAGAUUUGCAAACUAUCACAGACAUUCCAACGGAUCAUUAUUACCUCACACGAGCUUUCGACCCCAAAUUCAACGAAAAUCCCCUCACGCAAUUCAUUUCCGACAAAAUUGCGCGAAAUCUUCCGCAUUCCUGCAGCAACGCGAAUAAAAUUGUCAAAGAACUCGUUCGAAUCGAAUCUCCUGACAUCGACAUGGUCGACGUUUACUCAAAUUACCAUCAACCACACAAAAUUACGACAUUCGAAGAAACGAUCGCGUAUCAAAUCUCGCAAAUUUCCCGACAUUUUGUGUCGACUUUCAAAACGAACUUUAGUCCUUUCGAACCGGGACGACGCAGAGAAGAUCGCAUCACAAAUAAUCCAUCGAUGACGGGUCAAAGUUCAACUGGAUCGACAAAUUCUUCAACGACAGACGAAGAUUCGAACGGCAGUCAAUCGGAAAAUGACUCAGAAAAUGAGACAAAAGUCACGCAAAAUACUUUGCAAUCGCAAAAUUUUGUGGAAAAACCAAAAUUACCGCUUUCGAGUACGCGCGAAAGUUACGGAAUUGAACUUCAGAGCCCGAGUAAGGAAAAUAUGAAAAAAUAUAAAGAUUAUAUCGCGUUAUGGGAAUAUUCGAGCAAACUGAAUGCGGGAGGAAAAGUUGACUUGACGAGUAAAUUCGAGUAUAAAAUGUAUCCGGAAAUUAAAGUUUCGGAGGAAAGUCGAAAAAUUUAUGAGAAUUAUUGUAAUUUACCGAAUAAUUUGACAGUUAAAGAUGAGACAAGAGUCGUAAUUGCCAAAUAUGUCGCAAGUUUGUAAUUUUUUAUAAAGAAUUAUUAUGAAAUAAAGUUGAAAUGAAUUAAAAUUUUGAUAAUUUUAAACAAAUUUAAUUUUUUUGAGUUUGAAUUAGCGAAAAAGCGAUUUUCAAAUUUUUAACGGUCAUUUUUUGAAUUGACAUUUACGAAAUUUGAAUUGAAA
Messenger RNA from Culicoides brevitarsis, 2670 nucleotides. It is a transcript of the gene FIG4, whose product is annotated as polyphosphoinositide phosphatase. Lineage: Eukaryota; Metazoa; Arthropoda; Insecta; Diptera; Ceratopogonidae. The transcript has 2 exons. Gene Ontology annotation, molecular function: phosphatidylinositol-3,5-bisphosphate 5-phosphatase activity. Gene Ontology annotation, biological process: phosphatidylinositol dephosphorylation. The record is from RefSeq and is a predicted model, not a curated record. Gene Ontology annotation, cellular component: intracellular membrane-bounded organelle. Bases 31 to 2511 code for a protein of 826 amino acids.